UUGCCCUUUACAGUCAGUGGUAGCAUGGAUCAUGGACUUCUACAUCAUUUCUGCCGAUAGUGUGGACCACAGACAUCCAUGUGAUCACUGGUAUCAGCACAUGCCACAGACCUCAACAUAGUCUUCAGUGGCAGUACACCAUAACAUCAACACAGCCUUCUGCUGUAGCAUAGGCCAUGGACACCAUGCUCUCCUGGGCAGCACAGGCCAAGGACAUCAACAUGGCCUCUGGGGCAGUACAGAUCAAAGACAUCAACAUGCUUCCUGAACAUCAACAUGGCUUCUUGUGGCAGUACAGACCACAUAUAUCUUCAUGACCUGCGGUGAUAACACAGGCCAUGAAUAGCAACAGUAUCCUGAGCUGCAGUAGGACCACAGACCCAGAUAUGGCCCUUACUGGUACCAUGACCAUGGACAUCAGCAUGAUAUCAAGUGGCAACUCAGGCUGCCUAUAAAAACAUGGCAGUAGUGUAGCCCACAGACAUCAACAUGGAUUCAGGUGGCAACACAGACUGUGGACAUCCACAUAGCCCUUGAUGGUAACAUGAGCCAUGAACAUCAACAUGACCCUCAGUCACAAGCAGGACCAUGGACCCAGACAUUGACCUCUGCAGUAGCAUAGAUAAAAGUUUUAAGGUAGAUAGUAUACAACAAAUGUUAAAUAUAUGGACAGUCUUCUUUAAAUGGACAUGGAUUUAUUUUGGUCUCAAUACAAAAUAUUAGUAUUAAUUGCAUCAUGUACAAUCAUUGCAAAUUUUUUUUUGUAAUAGUCAUCAUUUGGGAUUUCCCCCUUGUUCUUGAUUCACCUUGGCUGAACAAAAUGUCAAGCAAGCAAAGGCAACCUUCACCAUUUAUGUUUUCUUAAUACGGAGCUUUACCUUGAUUCAUUAUUCCUCCUCUAUCUUUUUUGUUACAAUAUCAUUAACAUUGCAAUAGUUGAAAUGUCUUCUCUUGAACCACUGUGGUUAGCAUAAACUGAAUUUAUAAAAUUAUUUUGGAUAACAUUUUUAAAAGAAAAGAGGCUAUGGAGAUGACUUGGUAGGGAAUUGUUUGCUAUAAAAGUAUGAGUGCCUCUUUCCGUCUCUGGCCGCUGCACGGAGAGGAGUCGCCCCCAUGUCCGCGCAUCUGCAAUGGAUGGUCGUUCGGAACUGCUCCAGUUUCUUGAUCAAGAGGAAUAAGCAGACGUACAGCACGGAGCCCAAAAAUCUGAAGGCCCGAAACUCCUUCGGCUACAACGGGCUAAUUCACCGCAAGACCGUCGGAGUGGAGCCUACGGCUGAUGGCAAAGGGGUCGUGGUGGUCAUGAAACGCAGAUCCGGUCAGCGAAAACCUGCCAUUUCCUACGUGAGGACCACCAUCAACAAGAAUGCUCGGGCUACCCUCAGCAGCAUCAGGCAGAUGAUCCGAAAGAACAAGUACCACCCUGACCUGCGUAUGGUGACCAUCCGCAGGGCCAGUGCCAUCCUUCGAAGCCAGAAGCCUGUGGUGGUGAAGAGGAAACGGACCCGCCCCACCAAGAGCUCCUGAGCCCCACACCCCAGAAGCAAUAAAGAGUCCACUGAUUUGUUCGA
Messenger RNA from Rattus norvegicus (Norway rat), 1571 nucleotides. The record is from RefSeq and is a predicted model, not a curated record. Lineage: Eukaryota; Metazoa; Chordata; Mammalia; Rodentia; Muridae.